UUAAUGUUAGGGCUUAAGUUGAAGGGUUUAGAAACCGUAGAAGAAGCAAGAGAACUGAAUUGGUUCUCAGUUCAUUCAUUUUCACAAUCAUGUCACUCUGCCGCCUUCUCCUCCGCUCUCUCCGCCGUCCCACCACCGUCUCUCCAAUCUUCAUCACCACCCGCUCCUUCGCAUUCUCCUCCGCCGAAGAAGCAGCGGCAGAGCGACGCCGUCGCAAACGCCGUCUUCGCAUCGAGCCUCCCUUGAACGCAAUCCGUCCUCCUCCUCAACACCAGCCUCGUGACCCUAACGCCCCUCGCCUUCCAGACUCCACAUCAUCGCUGGUCGGACCUCGAUUGAGUCUUCACAACCGUGUCCAAUCCUUAAUUCGCGCCGAUGACCUAGACGCCGCCUCCGCCGCAGCUCGUCACUCCGUGUUCUCAUCAACUCGGCCUACGGUGUUCACGUGCAACGCCAUCAUCGCUGCUAUGUAUCGGGCCAAGAGGUAUAGUGAUGCUAUUGCACUUUUUCACUUUUUCUUCAACCAAUCUAACCUUGUUCCCAAUAUCGUUUCUUACAACAAUGUUAUCAACACUCACUGCGAUGAAGGCCGUGUUGAUGUGGCUCUUGAGGUUUAUCGCCACAUCAUCGAGCAUGCUCCUUUUGGUCCUUCAUCUGUAACUUAUCGUCAUCUCACCAAAGGUUUGAUUAGUGUUGGUCGGAUUGAUGAAGCUAAUGAUUUGUUGGUUGAGAUGUUGGCUAAAAAUCACGGUGCUGAUUCAAUGGUUUAUAAUAACCUGAUAUCAGGUUUUCUUGAACUUGGUAAUUUGGAUAAGGCUAAUGAGCUUUUUGAUGAGCUUAAGGGAAGGUGUAGUGUUUAUGAUGGUGUUGUAAAUGCUACUUACAUGGAAUGGUUUUUUAAGCAGGGAAGAGAUAAGGAGGCUAUGGAUUCGUAUAAGUCUUUCAUGGAUCGCGAGUUUAGGAUGACACCUGCAACUUGUAAUGUUCUGUUGGAGGUUUUGCUUAAGCAUGAUAAGAAAAAGGAGGCUUGGAAAUUGUUUGAUCAGAUGUUGGAUAAUCACACUCCUCCUAAUUUUCAAGCUGUUAAUUCCGAUACUUUUAAUAUCAUGGUUAAUGAGUGCUUUAAGCAUGGUAAGUUUGAUGAAGCCCUUGAUACUUUUAGGAAGGUUGGUACCAAGAUAAAUUCUAAGCCUUUUAUAAUGGAUGUUGCCGGGUAUCGUAAUAUUGUCUCUAGGUUUUGUGAGAUUGGGAUGAUGUCGGAAGCUGACACAUUGUUUCAAGAGUCAUUGUCCAAGCAUUUGAGUGCGGAUGUGCCUACUCACACUGCUAUGAUAGAUGGAUAUUUGAAAGUGGGUAACAUUGAUGAUGCUUUGAGGGUAUUUAACAAGAUGGUGGAUCGUGGUUUGAGGGUGACUGCUACCUUCGGCAAUAGGGUUUUUGAUGAAUUGAUUAAGAAUGGUAAAGUUAUUGAGUGUGCUCAGAUUUUGAGCAAAAUGGGUGGACAAGAUCCUAAGCCUGAUCCCACCUGCUAUGAGGUUGUGAUCAAGGGACUGUGUGCUGAAGGUUUGUUGGAUAAGAGUCGGGAGUUGUUGGAUGAGGUUAUGAGGUAUGGUGUUGGGGUCACUCCUGCCUUGCGUGAAUCUGUGACCAAGGUUUUCAAAAAUGCUGGGAAAGGCGAAGAGAUUGAGAGGCUGCUAGAUACGAACCGAAUUGGAUACAAUUCCCGUCCAAGACCUGCAUACCGUCCACCACCGGCAAGGUACCCUUCUCAAUUGGAUAGAACACAUAACCCAACUUAUGGGCAUCCACAACAGCGCCCACCACUGCCUUCUGCUCAGAUGGCUGGAGUGCACAGCCCACCUUCUGAGUUUCCAUCUCAAAUGGCAGCACCUCAGAGAUACCAAACACGUUCUUCUCAAGUUGCAGGAACACAUAACCAAUCUUCUGGGUUUCAAAAUUCCCCUCCACACUUUGAUACUCGAAUUGGUGGAACACACAACCCGCUUUCUGAGUUUCCUUCUCAAACGGCAGCAUAUCAACGAUACCAAACAUCACCUUCUCAAGUGGCAGGAACACAUAACCAACCGUCUGGAUUUCAAAAUUCCCCUCCACACUUUGAUACUCAAAUUGGUGGAACACACAACCUGCUUUCUGAGUUUCCUUCUCAAACGGCAGCACAUCAACGAUACCAAACAUCACCUUCUCAAGUGGCAGGAACACAUAACCAACCGUCUGGAUUUCUGGCCCAAAUGGCAGCACAGAAUUCCCCACCACACUUCGAUACUCGAAUGGCUGGAGCAGAUAACAACCACUUUUCCUCGGGAUAUCCACCUCAAAUUUCAGGGCAGCAACGCCCACCACUGUCUCCUCAAAUGACAGGAAUUCACCAUCAAACUCCAUGGGGAGUUUCUCCUCCAAUGAAUAGGUCUCAAAUGCCUACAACUGGACCUUCUCAUUUAACAGGGCAGCCUCACCACCCUCAAUACCAACAUACCCCUCGUAUGCAAAGGGCAUCUCCUCAAUCAACUGCAAAGCCUUAUACACCAUAUGGGCCUUCACCUCAAAUUGACGGAUAUCAACCUUUUGGCCAACAAUCUGGGCCUCAGCAAACAGCAGAGAAACCUUAUCAACCAUCAAAAUUGACUACUCCAAUGUCAGGGCAACACCAUCCAAUGUCGGGACCAUAUCCUCCAAUGUCAGAGCCAUCUCUUCCAUCACACGGAUCAUCGGGCCCAGGAACAUCUUCUCAGAUUACAGGACCAUAUCACCCAUCAUCAGGAACCCCUCCUCACUUUGAAGAAUCACAUCAACAGCAACUAGAAGUCCCUGAACAAGUUGCAGUCUGAUCAUUGAAGUUUAGGCUAAUUCUUAGUUUUGCUGGUUCUCUUCAAACUUGUAUAAGAGUUUGCUCUAUCAUUUUAUAUUGUUAGUGUCUUACGAUGCUUCUGAUGUUCAGAAUACUAGGUAUUUAUGUGUUUGUUUAUACAGGAAUAAUUUUUUAUUUAUUGGUCAGGGACAUGUAUUGCAUGUGUCAAUGACAUGCUAUUUUAAUUUAUUCCUGUAAUUGAACCAAUUAAUUAUUAAUACAGCACAACAUGUUAUUGAAUCUUCUGAUAA
Molecule: messenger RNA, 3117 nt
Organism: Medicago truncatula (barrel medic)
Lineage: Eukaryota; Viridiplantae; Streptophyta; Magnoliopsida; Fabales; Fabaceae
Product: pentatricopeptide repeat-containing protein At1g10270
Exons: 1
Coding region: 90-2846 (918 amino acids)
Molecular function (GO): protein binding
Source: RefSeq, a predicted model, not a curated record